Molecule: messenger RNA, 1872 nt
Organism: Rubroshorea leprosula
Lineage: Eukaryota; Viridiplantae; Streptophyta; Magnoliopsida; Malvales; Dipterocarpaceae
Source: the annotation of a GenBank genome assembly
ACCCAGAGAAGCUUUGGGCAUAGAGAGGUUCAAGGAACAGGCUUGGGGAAUUAUCUUGUGCUUUCAUAUGGGUUCUUGAUCAAUUGCAAUACCCAUUUUGUGGUUCUCUCAUAGAGUUGUAGUACCUAUGUUACAAGAGGAGUCAUCAUCUGUAACGUCAUCGCCUCUCCAAGUUUUCUCCAUGAUGUCACUCUCACCUGGCUUAGGAUCACCUUACCAGUGGCUUAGAGAGCUGAAAUCUGAGGAAAGGGGUUUAUAUUUGAUCCACUUAUUGCUCACCUGUGCCAAUCAUGUAGCAGCUGGAAGUCUUGAAAAUGCAAAUAUUGCCCUUGAACAAAUAUCCCAAUUGGCCUGUCCAGAUGGUGAUACUAUGCAGCGGAUCUCUGCUUACUUUACUGAGGCACUUGCAGAUAGAAUCCUCAAAGCUUGGCCCGGUCUCCACAAGGCUCUUAAUUCCACCAGGAUGUCUUUGGUUUCUGAAGAAAUUCUUGUUCGGAAACUGUUCUUUGAGAUGUUUCCAUUCCUGAAAGUGGCUUUUGUUCUUACCAACCAAGCCAUAAUUGAAGCAAUGGAGGGUGAAAAGAUGGUUCACAUAAUUGAUCUCAAUGCAGCUGAGCCAGCACAGUGGGUUGCUCUCAUUCAAGCUUUGAGUGCAAGGCCAGAAGGACCACCACAUUUGAGAAUCACUGGAAUUCAUCAACAGAAAGAAGUCUUGGAUCAAAUGGCUCGCAGAUUGACUGAAGAAGCUGAAAAACUGGAUUUACCAUUUCAGUUUAAUCCUGUUGUUAGCAAAGUGGAGAAUCUUGAUAUUGAGAAAUUACGGGUUAAAACAGGGGAGGCUCUAGCAAUCUGCUCAGUUCUCCAACUGCAUUUGCUGUUGGCCUCUGAUGAUGAACUCCAACGGACCAGAUCACCAUUAGCAUCAAGGAGCUUGAAUGGAGUUCACUUGCAAAGAGCACUUCAAAUGAACCAGAGCACCCUAGGCGAGUUGCUUGAAAGAGAUAUGGCUAACGGGUACAGCCCUAGCCCUGAUUCAACCUCAUCGUCACCAUUAUCUUUAACUGCUUCAGUAUCAAUUGACAGCUUUCUUAAUUCCCUAUGGGGUUUGUCGCCAAAACUGAUGGUGAUUACAGAACAAGAUUCUAAUCAUAAUGGAUCUAAUCUCAUGGAGAGAUUAUUGGAAUCCCUUUAUUCUUAUGCAGCAUUAUUUGAUUGUUUGGAGUCUGCUGUCUCAAGAACAUCCUUGGAGAGAAUGAAAGUAGAGAAGAUGUUGUUCGGAGAGGAAAUAAAGAAUAUAAUAGCAUGUGAGGGAGUUGAGAGGAGGGAGAGGCAUGAAAAACUUGAAAAAUGGAUUCAGAGGCUUGAUCUGGCUGGCUUUGGAAAUGUGCCUUUGAGUUACUAUGGCAUGUUGCAGGCAAGGAGAUUCCUGCAAGGUUAUAGCUGUGACGGGUAUAAAAUGAAGGAAGAGAAUGGAUGCAUGGUAAUCUGCUGGCAAGACCGGCCACUCUUUUCGGUUUCAGCCUGGAGAUGUAGGAAGUAAACUAUACCAAAAACAAAAAAAAGUUAUCUGGUGUUUGAGUUUUUUUUUUCCUCUCCCUUCUUUUCCUACUAUGGAACUCCAAAAGGUUUUUGAUACUCUUAGAAUGACUAGAAGGGCCCCCCUUAUGCUCUUAGGGAAACUUGUAAUCUUUUUCCUUGUUUUUUGGUAAUUUUGGUAAUUUCUAAGCUACUUUUCUUUCUAAUAUGAAUGGAACUCAAUCUUGAGCUUUGGUGUGUAGUGAUUGAAGCUGAUAUUUUGAGUGCAAUGUACAGUUUCAUCUCCCUCUGUUCUCCUUGUUCCCUGCAUCUCCGCAACAAAUUUUCUGGUAUAUG